AUGUUUACCAGAGAAAAAGCAAAGUACAGGGGGAGCUGUGCCUCCUGUCCCUGUGACGCCCCUGUUCCUCUCUCUCCAGCCUCACGGGGGCGCAAGCGCAAGGCGGAGCCCGAGCCCCCGACCGCGCCGAGGGAGGGAGAGGAGCCCAAGAGGGAGAGGCGGGAGGGGGCAGGCCGGAGGGUCGUCAUCGAGCACUGCAAGAGCUGACGAGUGUACGGGCGCCAGGCGGAGGCUGUGCGAGAGGCCAUCGCCGGACAGCACCCCGACGUCGCCGUGGAGCUGAACCCCGAGAAGCCCCGGCGGAACAGCUUCGAGGUCACCCUCGUAGACGAGAAGGGGGAGAGUGAGUUCCCGCCGUCCGCUCCUCCCUCCCGGUCUCCAGCGGGUCGGCCUGCAGCUCCAGAGUCGCACCGAGCAUGCGUAUCGCAGGGGCUCUGGGGUCCCCUGCCUCUGCUGGGGUGUCAUUCUGCCAGCAGUAAUAGCACUGGAGCUAGGAGGGGAGACUCCUGGGAAAGCUAAGGCUGCUGCUGGAAG
This is a messenger RNA of Lepisosteus oculatus (spotted gar), 534 nucleotides long. Lineage: Eukaryota; Metazoa; Chordata; Actinopteri; Semionotiformes; Lepisosteidae. The record is from RefSeq and is a predicted model, not a curated record.